Molecule: messenger RNA, 2476 nt
Organism: Nymphalis io (European peacock)
Lineage: Eukaryota; Metazoa; Arthropoda; Insecta; Lepidoptera; Nymphalidae
Product: transmembrane protein 26
Exons: 10
Coding region: 1-1236 (411 amino acids)
Source: RefSeq, a predicted model, not a curated record
AUGGCCAACAUAGGGAAGGUUCUCGCAACCAUUAAGGCUAUCAUCACUCGGCUCGUGUUUGCGUGUCACGGGAUCAUUGCGAUCUGGCAAGUUACGGUAUUCAAAGACAGCUUGGAGUAUUGGUAUUUAGCUUCGCCGAUUUUACUUUUAAUUUUCGAAGGUGUCUUCACAUUGACGAUAAAGGAAAACCAGGAGUGGAAAUGGUUUUGCCCAUCAGUGUUUAUAUAUCUCGGUUUGGUUGUGCCGGCGAUAUGGUUGAUAGAAUUACACAAGGUCGAUCUCCGUUUACAGAAGAAGACAAAUAUCACUUAUAUAGAGACAGAGAUUCCAAUUCCUGGAGCGACCAAGAUCCCAACAGAUAUGUGGGUGACCCUGAUUGAACAGUUCCUGAUGCUGACCCUCAUCGUGGGGAGAUGGCUGUUACCCAAGGGUGAUCUGACCAGGGACCAGCUAAGUCAAUUACUUCUGGUAUACAUUGGUACAGCGGCCGAUAUAAUCGAGUUCUUCGAUUCUUUCAAAGAUGAAAAAGUUGCCACGGAGAAGGUCCUCGUGUUGUUGACAUUAGCGAUCUGGUCGUGGUCCCUCGUGCAGUUCACAGUCGUCCUGACAGCGACGAAGUCGCGGAAGACACGCGGGACAGGAAAACAUCAUCGUGAGGAAACCUGCAUCACCGCGUGCUGUUGCUCCAUCGAAGUGUGUGCUAUAAUCAUGAAUAUAGCGUUGCAGGACGCGCCAUUUUUAGCUUUUCGACUCCUAAUCAUCGCUCACUAUAAGAUUAUCAAUUACAUGAAUAUUUUCUUCACUUGCAAGAAUACAUUGGUAAUAUUACUCCAGAUAUAUCGCCUCUAUGUAUUACACUUAGAGAGAGUCGAUGAAGUGAACAGCGGUUCCGUAUAUAGAAAGAAACACAAACAUAAAUCUAACGAUAGGACAGAAAGAGACAAAAAACAUAGAAAUAAAAAAGCGAAGAAGAACAAAAGGCGGCACGAAACUGGUGAAACUUCGAUAUCGGUGAUAAGCGAUCCCAGGAGACAGGAUCGAGUUGAAACCGGUCGGAUCCGAGCCAUCAUUCUUACGAAUACAGAUGAAAUCAAAGAAUUAGAAUUGUCGAAAUUCUUUAAGGAACAAGUUGCCGUUGAAAAUGAAAAGAAAAAACCAAAAAGAAAACAGAAAUCGGAGACCUCAGAGGAAUCUUUAAACAACAUUCAUCACACAACCGACGACUCCGGCAUUUGACAUCAUCGGGUCCGCCGCGAGAGUCCGAAGCGGAGCCCUAAGCAUCGAGACAAGAAUCGGCAAAGGGAUAAAAAGAAAAAAAAACGAGACACAAGUGACAGUUCGGACACUUCAAGUUGAACGCAUUCAUAAAACAAUCGUGGGUUUUAAUUAAUUAUUGGCGAACCAUACUGGUUACUUUUGACGUAUUCGAUAUUUGAAUUUGUCAAAGGUUAACAACUUAUUUGUCAAGGCGAAACGUCGCAGUCAUUGAAUUUAGUGUUGCUAUUAAAAAAAUGGAUGACGACGUUUGCAAUUGACAAUUGUUUUUUAAAAUAUCAUAUAUAUAAUGUGCUUUCGAUGUUAAUGAAAUAAUGUAUUUUUACUGUAAGAAUAUGAUAAAAAAAAACUAAUUCCUGAUAUAUUUGGAUUUAUAAUUGAAUGGUAAAGAAUGUCAGAUGAAGAAUUUCAAAAUGGCCUCUUUAGAAUUUUGACGUUUUUGUAUUUUUAUUAAUUUCCAGUCUUCUAUACCUUUUAAAACAUAUUAUUUACUGUAAGGGUAACUAAUAAAACCUUCACACUUAGCCUUCAUUAAUUGCCAUUCAUUAAGAUGCCAUAGAUUACUAAUUUUCUCGGUCUUUAUAACGUUGAUUAGCUACUGGGGAUCAAUUCUACUAACAAAUUGUCACUUUAUCGCAAUCGAAUCGUAACGUAACUAUUGCAACAAAAGUUAACAAUGAAGUUUUGACAUUACGAUAAUUUUUACCAUCAUUUCCGGUUCCGAUCCGAAUACAUGUAGAAAAGUUAAAAAGUUGGAGAGUAAUUGAGUCAAUUCGAAUAGAUAUUUAUUCGUAUUUCGCUCUUUCCGUCAAUAUUGAUUUGACAUUUGAAAGAAGAAGACAGCAUUGUUCAGCUAAUCAGCCGCUAUACAACGUUUAUAAUUAAAGCCGUAAUUAAAAAGCAUAUUAUUCAUAAUAGUGACUCUACUCGUACAUACAUUAUAUAUGACGAGCCGGUUGGCUUGUUUGGUAGAUAUUUGCCUUUCACACCGAAGGUCGUGGGUUCGAUUCCCACCAAGGACAGACAUUUGUGUGCAUGAACAUGUCUGCUUGUCCUGAGUCUGGGUGUAAUUAUCUACAUAAAUAUGUUUUUACAAAAGAAAAGUAGUAUAUGUAGUAUAUCAGUUGUCUGGUUUCCAUAGUACGAGCUCUGCUUAGCUUGGGAUCAGAUGGCCGUGUGUGAAUAAUGUCCCAGGAUAUUA